AUGAACUCUGAGAAAUGGAAGAGGAUGACUCUUCCCACCCUCAAAACGACGCCCCCUGUACCAAUUCCGAACGAGGGGACGAAAGGAUUCGACAAUGGCGACGGAAAGAAACCACGCGUCUUUUCAAAAGCGCUUCGUUCUCUUAGCAAUUCAUCGAUGGAAUCCAUGUCGCAACCCACGUCUCGAAGCUCAUCCUCCAUGCGGCGCCUACAAAAGACCAAUUCCGGCUCAGGGUCCAUGAUCGAUAGAAUACACCGUCGAGUAUCGAUAGCGUCGCCGAUGAGCGCAUCCGCCCCUGAGUUUCCUUUGGCUGGCCCUGAAGUGCCUUAUUCAUCGAUGGAACUUAUCCAAUUCGGACCUCUCAAGACCGAUGUCACGCUCCUCAAAGCUCGCGCCGAAUAUUUGGUUCUGACGGAUACUUGUUUAAUCAAAUUUGCUGGUGUAGAGGGAGCGAAAGCUGCUUUCACACAAAUCAAGUCAAGCGAUGGAACACUGAAGCCGAACACCCACCACUCUACGAGUAAAUCUUCAUCUGAUAUACGAAUGGAAAUCCCUUUGCGGUCUAUUGUCGGUGUUUUUAACGAAGAAGGCUCGAGCCCUCGAUUCGGCAUUGAAGUCUGGUGGUUCUCUCAAUGGCCAAAGUUGGCGUACUCCAGAGCACACUUGUUCUUCAUGCUUCCCAAAGAUAGGGAUGACUGGCUGGCAAAUAUUCAAAGGGCUUGCAGAAUGAGCCAUAGAAGGUCUCCGUCACCAUCCUUGAUACCUAGCAACCUGAAAACGAGGAUCAACCAUAUCGUGGAAACCACAGAAGUCGACUCAAACGCCAAUACCUCCAAGACAGUAACAUUUCCCGUGGUCAAGCGUACGAUAGGCGCAACCCAAAAGACCAAGUCUGAUGAAGAGUCUCAGCAUUUUGUGGACGGCUCGUCGUUUUAUAUCGUCAUCGGGCCAGCCAUGCUGUACUUCAUUGAGGUUCUUAAAGCAGAUUACACAACCACCCCUGGAGACCUGCGUGUCAAGGUUCAGUCCUAUGGUACAGUUUCACUGAUUCGAUUUCGAGCAUCCGUUGCGUCGCACGAGCAGCGAUUUGUCAUGAGCUUCCGUUUGCCGCUUGGUCGUGAAAACAGGCUCGAACUUGCUAGUGUCCAUUACAGACAUGUGAUCGAGGCUAUGACCAAGGUCGACCGAGAGCUGAAGCCCAUGUGGCCGCAACAUUUACAAAAGGCCAUUUUCGAUAUUAAGGGCCUCCCCCCACCACUCCAACUAACCUCUGGAAACGAUUUGGGAGGACUGGAGCGAAGUUUGCAUGCCUACUGCGCUGCCUUCAAGGUUCAGGUUCCGAGAUGGACUAUUGAAUGGAAUACACCCUCGCAACCAGCUUUCCGCCUCUUACCUCCAGGCGCACAGCCAUACUCUACGUUACAACUACUUGCAUUGUUUCGAGCGCUGCGCUACAACAGUUACUUUAAAGAGCUUUCCUUCCGAAACAUCGAUCUAUCUGGUCUUGCUGGGAAGAAGGACUACUCCCAUUUUGGAGAUACCAUCGCUUACACAUCUCUCAACGGAGUCAAAAUUUCUGAAGAGCAUUACGACAUUCUGAUGCAGUCUUCUGUCCUCAGUCAGGAGAUGCACGCUCUCGCGUUCUCGUCCGAGUCGAUCAGAAGUAUGGAUCUAAGGAAUAUUUUGGGCCCACGGAGCACCAUAGGUCGCUCCAAGGACCCUGAGGGUUCUCGCAGAGUCAGCUCUGAAGUUCUGCGACCUAUUAUACUAUUGCUGAAGCGUCAAGCGUGUCUUUGUCAUAGCAUCACUAUGUCGGGCAACCUCAUCUCACCAAGUGAUGUCGAGGAGCUAGCUAAUCUACUCGUGCUUGAUGAAGUGUACAUGAAGAAGCUUGACCUCUCCAAUUGCGGGCUGGGCGAUGAGGGUCUUACCACCCUCUGGACCGGUAUUCCAGGCCAGGGCGCCAAUCUCCAGCAUAUCGACACAUCGGAGAACCAGGGCACGGUCAAGUUCGAGAUUAUUCGUGACUCACUGAGCCAACUUCAGGCUAUAAGAAAGCUGAACAUCGCUGGCAACACCCGAAUUCCUUAUGAUGUUCCUUUGUUUGAGGACUAUAUAUUGAAUUCAUGGUGCCUGGAGGAGCUUGACCUGUCCGGAAUUACUCUCAAUGGUCCCACUGUUGAUAUCCUGACCGGAUACCUAGCAUCGCAGAGCUCCGAAGGCCUCCGAGUACUCCGCCUGAGUAAAUGCGGUCUAACAGGUGCUCAAAUAGCCCAGAUGUUCUACGCGAUGGGCCAAGCUCGACAAAUCACACUAUAUAUCAAUGGCAAUCGCCUGGACGAGGGCAUUGAUGAUUUGUGUGCCGUCAUUGGAGAAUGCUUUGGUCCCUGGGGCCUCUUUGUGCAGAUGGUUGAGUUUGCUUUGGAGUCCAACUAUAUCAAACUAUUGAAGGCCUUGACAACCAACCAGACGAUCGAGUGUCUGAGUCUUGCUGGUACAGCCACCCCUGACUCAGCCAGCGAAAGUGCCUGCCGAGCUAUUUCUGAUCUCUUCUCGCAAAACCAAACCAUCAGAUUCCUCGACCUGUCGGGCUUUGACGCCAAGUUAGACGAAGGCCGUCUUGGUCGGGGUUUCUCCAAGGCACUCAGUGGGCUCCGAUUCAAUACGCGGCUUGAACACCUGCGCAUACGAAGUCAAAUGUUGAACGUCAAUAUUGGAGACCUGGCUGAAGCCAUCUCCGCCAAUAAGACGCUCCACAGCCUCGAUUGCGAGGGCAACGAUUUCAAUCUCUCCAAUUUUCGGCAUCUCGUGCGACAUCUUAAAGACAGUACGACCAUUCGAUACUUUUCGGCUUUCUCGGAUCGUGAUCUGGCUCAGACAAUACAAAAGUCGGUGGAUGGUGCUGUAGCUACAGCAACCUCAACACGCAGACAGUCCAUGAUUUCAAAACUGCGACACGAGAAGGUCCCCCAAAGUAUUAGCGAUCCACUUACGCAGCAAUUGCGAGAAGGAUGGGAGGAUGCAGUGCGAAUACAACAGGAGGUCCUCGAGAGGAACCAGCUGUUGUACCAGGAAGGCGAAGAUGGUCGCUACGAUCCCGGCCAGGACGGAUUCUUGCUUUGCGAUGGCGAAGAGGACUUUUCCAAGGCAUUCGGCGGGCUGGCGCUACGAGCAUUCGAGGCGAAGAGGGCCAUGAAUCGCCGCGCAUCCAACCCGUACUUGAAUAACAGGAGAGCCAGCAUGAUCUCGCUGGGCCCAGCUCGACUUGUCAGCGCCGAGCCAGGCGCCAGAGUGUCAAGAUCUUGGUCCAGAUCGUACUCAAUUGUCUCGAGUGAGGGAGGGAUCAGUGCAGCUGAGAGCCCAAGUACAGGCUCGGCAGUUCCUACACCACCUGAGCCUGAAAGCCCAGUCGACAAGGAGUAUCACAUAAACAAUCAGCAAGACGGGCACGACGACACCCUAGAUUACGAAUACAGCUUCGCGGAUCCUCACGAUACAGACUUUGGGCUUGAACUUCGAGCCCAUCGGCGAUUCUGGAGCGAUGAAGCUGGAUGCAUCGAGGAAGAAGAGCAUGGGGCGCAGUUUGACGAGCGGCGCGCGUGA
Messenger RNA from Fusarium sp. VM40, 3603 nucleotides. NCBI's taxonomy places the organism in Eukaryota, Fungi, Ascomycota, Sordariomycetes, Hypocreales, Nectriaceae. The record is from the annotation of a GenBank genome assembly.